AUGGAAAUGUAUGGCUAUCUGCCCGGACAAAAGCACGCUGGCAGCCUCAAUCAACUGCCCCCACCAUUGCGGAGGCAGCCCCAGAAACAAGUCCGCGACAUGGACCUGGUUCACUAUUUCCAACAUUUCGCCCAUCUCUCCUUGGUAACAUUCGGUCAACGGCCUUCUCAGAUCCGAGACAUCCUCUUAAGCAUGGCUAUGACACAGGACACAGUUUCGGGGCUCGCAUGUUUAUACGCGGUGCUUGCCUUCUCCUCCCUUCAUCGCUACGGUAUCAAUGAACAGGCUUUGCAGCUGAAGGUGCAGGCAAUCCAGUCUCUGUCCGCUUCGGUGGCAGGUGAGCCACUCACCUCGGAACAGGCCACUCAACACGUGGCUGCGUCUAUGAUAUUGGGGGCAUUCGAAAUCCUAAAUCCCCUGGAGGCGUCGGGUGAAUGGCUUGUGCACACAUGGGGAGCAAUGGAUGUGAUACAAACCACUGGACUCAGGGAUCAGCCAUGCGGGAGCAACGCUGGUCAUCUGCUUGAUUGGGUCCAAUACCAUGAAACGAUUUCUCGAUUUACCAUGCAUCAUUGGCGUCACAAGUCAUUGGUUCCAACCACCACGGCCAGAAUCGGACACAGAACACAGGAUAUUCAGCAUUUGCCACUGACGCAAUAUAGGCCAAAUAUGCCAUCCGUGAACCCCACCUUUGCAAUACUCAACCUACUUUCCGAGAUCAGUGAGACGUUAAUCGAUCCUCGGGAUCCGAGGAGCACGACCGGCGAGUACCAAGCCCACCUAAAGGAUAUGGACAGAAGGAUCAAAGAAAUACCUGCAAACUCGGCUCAAACUAGCACUGAUCCAGACUCCAAGUUCGCGGUGGAGUUGUACCAGAUGGCAACACAGAUAUAUCUGGCGCGAGCCUCCCAGAGCCCAUGGGAGCCGGCGGCGGACCUCGACUCCUUGAUAGAUUCCGCAUUUUCGGGACCCGUGCAGUACUGCAGUUGCGAGCAUUUCUUUCCACUGUUGAUUCUCGCCUGCGAGGCCCAAAAAGAUGAGCAGAGGGUCGCCAUCAUCAAUCUUAUUGAAAGAACCCAAAGGGACACCCGCAUACGGAGCAUCCAGGGGGUCAAAGACACAAUCCAAUCCAUCUGGGUGCAGCAGGAUCUACAUAGGGAUGAUGAUGUGGUGGUGGACUACCUGGACAUAAUGAGCGCGGUGAUCAGCUCAUGUCGAAGCGUGCCGUCUUUGGCUUAG
Messenger RNA from Diaporthe batatas, 1239 nucleotides. RefSeq lists its product as uncharacterized. Gene Ontology annotation, molecular function: DNA-binding transcription factor activity; transcription cis-regulatory region binding. The coding region runs from base 1 to 1239 and encodes 412 amino acids. The record is from RefSeq and is a predicted model, not a curated record. The transcript has 4 exons. Gene Ontology annotation, cellular component: nucleus. Lineage: Eukaryota; Fungi; Ascomycota; Sordariomycetes; Diaporthales; Diaporthaceae. Gene Ontology annotation, biological process: positive regulation of transcription by RNA polymerase II.